AUGAACCUUUGCGGGUCGCACCGCUGGCAGGACGUCGUCCGCCUCGUCCUCUCCCCCAGUUUCUGGUUCGAUCGCUGUUGGCCAGGACUGCGCAAAUAUUGUUUUUCUCUGGCUUUGAUAUCUGCAAUUUCGGCGAAAUGUCUUCAUAUUUAUUCCCAUAUUACAUCCCUCUAUCCGUCUGAGCUUUUUCUCUGGGGCCCGACAUUCUUUGUGCAGGAUAUUAUCUGCAUUCUCCUCGUGCACACCUUGUGUCGCAAUUGGCAGCGAAGAUGGGUCCGUGCUGUGUCGUCCCUACCGGCCAUUUUCUUGAGUGUCACUAUCUCCGGGCUGGCCGCAGCGAACAUUUACUUUUACGUCGAGACGGGCGCUGAAAUUCACUGGCGACAAGCACGCGGCUUCCAUGGCGAUGUCGCCUCGGUCAAGACGCUUUUGACCGGCAUGCUCGGUGUUGGCAUCGUCGAAGUGGUCUUCUUCGCGACCUCGUAUUUUGCCACUCCGCACCUAUACAACGGGGUCGAAAUCUUGGUCGACACAAUCGUGUCCUAUGCGGCAAUGCGGAACUGCUGGCGCCGAAAACAAACUACCGAGGAUGCGAAAUCCUACGAGCAAGUAGCCCUUCAGGACUCUGAUGAUGAGGACAGCGACCCAGUGUCACUGAAUAUGGAGGAUCCCAUGGAAGCCCCGGAGCCCCGAAGUCGGCUUUCUCGGGUGCUGGGUCUCCUCGCUGUCGGCUGCACGGUAUUUCUAUUCCUCCUGCGCUGUGCUCGCCCGUCAGAUCCCACGUAUAUGUUCCUCUCCCAGACCGUGAUUGUCGGCCCCCUCGACAAGGGCAAGUCUUCCAGCGAGCAAUCUGUCCAGCUUCCUAAGCUGGAAGGGGACUACAGUUGGCUUGGUAACCACACUGCGCUGGCCCCACCGCCAAAGCUGGACUGGCUCCCGGCCAAAGAGUUGGAGGGAUUCCGAGACUGGUACCAGAGCGCAGACAACAAAAAGGCGCCCGUUCAUUACGAUCCAAAGAAAGACCCUCUGCAUAUCUCCAACCUCGACAGUCAAGUCAUUGAACCGCUUCGGGAGGCUCUUAAAAGUGGCAAUGUCAACAUCAAGCAUAUCUUGCUGUUCAAGCUGGAAAGUACUCGGGAAGAUGUCUUCCCGCUUCGCAAGGAAUCCGAUUUGUUCAAAAUUAUCAGUGAGACAUACGGUGGGAAUCAGGUUCCCCCGGAGGUGGAGGCACGGCUGGCCAACUUGACCCGCACCGCGGAGAAAUUGACUGGCACCCGGUCCGGCUUCAACGAUGACGAAAAGACAUUCAAGCCAUAUGGAGGCCUCCACGCCAAAAAUGCUUACACCGCCGCUACUUUUACCCUCAAGAGUAUCACUGCGAGUGUGUGUGGUCUUUUGCCGCUCGUCAUGGACUUCAGCCGCGAAUACAACUACCAUAUUUACCAGCCCUGCAUGCCGCAUAUUCUCGGGGCCUUGAACACUCAAUUGAAUAACACGCCCACCACAGACAACUAUACCUCUUGGCCCUGGCGGUCGAAGUUCAUGCAGAGCAUUACGGAUCACUACGACAACCAAGAUCUUCUGCUCCCUGCCCUGGGUUUCAAUGACACAAUCGCCGAAGAUCAGAUCAACGAGGACCUCCAAAAGAAAGGCAAGCCUCUACCAGAGAAGAUGAAUUUCUGGGGGUACCCUGAAUCACGAAUUCGGGACUACUUCCUCAAUGCAUUCAAGGAGGCCGAGGAGAAGCAUGAACGGCUUUUUAUCGGGCAUCUGACUGGAAUCACCCAUCACCCUUGGGACACACCAAGCCACGAGUAUAACGAAUUGAUCGGGUCGCCAUUGCUGAAAAAUACCGAAAACGUCAAUCGCUAUCUCAACACGGUUGGAUUGGGUGACCAAUGGAUUCAAGAUGUACUGAACAUCCUAGAGGAAGCUGGAGUUGCCAACGAGACUCUGUUCGUGAUGGCUGGUGACCACGGCAUUGCUCUUCCGGAGAAUAACGGUCUGACGCCCUACGACAACCCGCAUGUGGCCAACUUCCAUGUCCCCUUGGUCCUCGCCCACCCGCAACUUCCCCAGGUUGAUAUUGACCCUCGUGUGACCUCCAUGCAGAUCGUGCCGACGGUUCUGGAUUUGUUGGUGGAGUCGUCGUCUUUGGAUGAACAGUCUGCGCAUGCCAUCAAAGACCUGCUCCCGAUGUACGAAGGUCAAUCGAUGAUUCGGCCCCUCAUUCCUGAGAAGGAUGGAGUCGAAGACUGGCAGUUCAGUGUCAUGAACACGGGCGCAACGUGGCUGGCUCUGCGGUCUGCGACCAAGCCGUACCGUCUGAUUGUCCCGCUUGUGGCCGACGUCGAGUGGCGAUUCUCUGACAUUGAAGUUGACCCGCACGAGCUGGACUAUCUCAUGUCGUUUGACCUCUUGGCCCUGAUGAAACAGGUCAAGAGGCGCCAUGGCGAGGAUGCCAUGAAGUGGAUCAACGAUGCGGCUCAUGUUGCGGAAUGGUGGGUGAAGGAUAACUGGCGCCGCUACGAAUAUGUGCCAUCCUAA
This is a messenger RNA of Penicillium alfredii, 2547 nucleotides long. RefSeq lists its product as uncharacterized. Bases 1 to 2547 code for a protein of 848 amino acids. NCBI's taxonomy places the organism in Eukaryota, Fungi, Ascomycota, Eurotiomycetes, Eurotiales, Aspergillaceae. The record is from RefSeq and is a predicted model, not a curated record. Gene Ontology annotation, molecular function: arylsulfatase activity. The transcript has 3 exons.